Messenger RNA from Microcebus murinus (gray mouse lemur), 1622 nucleotides. NCBI's taxonomy places the organism in Eukaryota, Metazoa, Chordata, Mammalia, Primates, Cheirogaleidae. The record is from RefSeq and is a predicted model, not a curated record.
GGGAGAGGAGCCUGGGGCGGGUGGCCCUGCGCCGGGCGCACUCUCGCUGAGGCCCGACUCUAGGAGCAUGCGGGGGUGGCCCUGCCCACACUCCAGGACAUGGAGGAGUUCCGGCGCUCCUACAGCCGCCUGUGCAAGGAGAGCGGGGCCGAGCCGCAGGAGGCCGUCCUGCAGCAACUGCACCAGCUUCCUAGGGACCGUCUGGACCUGGCCACGCAGAGCCUGACGGUGGACACCUGCAGGGCCCUGGGCAAGCUGCUGCAGACAGAGGCCCUGUUGAGGGAGCUGGUCCUGAGCGACUGCAUGCUGAGCGAGGAAGGGGCCACAUUGCUGCUCCAAGGGCUGUGCACCAACACGGUGGUGUGGCUUCUGGACCUAAAGGGCAAUAACCUUCAAGCCGCAGGGGCCGAGGUGCUGGGAAAACUCCUCCGACAGAACAAGUCCAUUCAGAGCCUCAUUCUGGAGUGGAACCACCUGGGUGCGUGGGAAGACGCCUUUGCCACCUUCUGUGGGGGCCUGGCGGCUAACGGCACCCUGCGGCAGCUGGACCUCCGCAACAACCAGAUCAGCCACAAGGGAGCGGAGGAGCUGGCCCUGGCCCUGAAGGGCAACGCCAGCCUCCAGCAGCUGGACCUGCGCUGGAAUAACAUUGGCCUUCUGGGUGGCCGGGCCCUGGUGAACUGUCUCCCCAGCAACAGAACCCUGUGGAGGCUGGACCUGGUUGGGAACAACGUCCCUGGAGACGUCCUCAGGGCCGUGGAGCAGGCUGUGGACCACAACCAGGACCGGCAGGCCACCUUCCGAGAGAGCCAGGCCCGCACCCACAUCCUCAGCAAGGAGGUCCAGCACCUCCGGGAGGAGAAGUCCAAGCAGUUCCUGGACUUGAUGGAGACCAUCGAUAAGCAGCGGGAAGAGAUGGCAAGGGGCAGCAGGGCGUCGGCAGCGCGCGUGGGGCAGCUUCAGGAAGCCCUGAAUGAGAGGCACUCCAUCAUCAAUGCCCUCAAGGCCAAGCUGCAGAUGACUGAGGCUGCCCUGGCUCUGUCGGAGCAGAAGGCCCAGGACCUAGGGGAGCUCCUGGCCGCAGCUGAGCAGGAGCAGCUGAGCCAGUCGCAGAAGCAGGCCAAGGAGCACAGGCUGGAGCAGCAGGAAGCUGCAGAGCGGGAAGCGAAGCUCCUCAGAGACUUGUCUGCUGCCAAUGAAAAGAACCUGUCUCUGCGGAACCAGGUGGACGAGCUGGAGCGGAAGGUGAAAUCUCAGCAGGAGCAGCUAUUCCUGACCAGGCAGGAGCUGACCAACACAUCUGCCGAGUUGAAGAUGAGGGCUGUUCAGGCCGAGGAGCGCCUGGACAUGGAGAAGAGAAGGUCUAGACAGAGCUUGGAGGACUCGGAAAACCUGCGCUUGAAGGAGGUGCCUUUUUGGUUGUCAUCUGGCCUCUGGCCCUCCCUAGUUAUCUGGUGCCUGCAGACUGGCCUUGGUGUGAUGUGGGGGUCCCUAAAAUACACACCCAGUAGGAGCUCCCCUCAACAACCUUGGGUUGCUGGGAGGUGGGUUGGUUGGUUUGUUUUGAGACUGAGUCUCACUUGGUCACCAGUGCUCAGUGCAGUGGCAUCAUCGUAGCUCAC